AUGUUCCCUACUAAGUCUCUAGGAGUGGAUGCAGAAGUAUUUGGAGGGGCUGUGGUAGGUGAUGACAUGGUAGGUUUUGGCCUUAAUGUAUUGAAUGGGGGUGCCAGUGUAAAAGAAAUUAAUCACACACUUUUGACUCUUAUUCCUAAGGCAGACAAACCAACAAAAGUUACUGAGUUUCAGCCAAUUAGUUUGUACACGGUGAUUUAUAAGAUGAUUUCCAAGACUAUAGUUAACAAGUUGAAGUCUAUUAUGCCUCUUAUCAUCUCCGAGUUUCAGAGUGCGUUUGUCCCUACACGGUUGAUUACGGAUAACAUUAUUGCUGCUUUUGAAAGCAAACAUGCUAUUAAAAGGCGUGGUGGGAGUAAGCUGAAGAAAAUGGUGCUAAAGCUUGAUAUGUCUAAAGCUUAUGACAGAGUGGAAUGGAGAGCCAGGUUCUCUUGUGACCUAUGCUUGCAUUCUUCUUGA
Molecule: messenger RNA, 468 nt
Organism: Prunus armeniaca (apricot)
Lineage: Eukaryota; Viridiplantae; Streptophyta; Magnoliopsida; Rosales; Rosaceae
Source: the annotation of a GenBank genome assembly